Penicillium atrosanguineum is the source of this 243-nucleotide messenger RNA. RefSeq lists its product as uncharacterized. The record is from RefSeq and is a predicted model, not a curated record. Lineage: Eukaryota; Fungi; Ascomycota; Eurotiomycetes; Eurotiales; Aspergillaceae. The transcript has a single exon. The coding region runs from base 1 to 243 and encodes 80 amino acids.
AUGGACCUCAUGAGCUCCUCGCGAUUCAAGAUCCCUUUCAGACGCGAAAAGCCGAAAGUACCGUCCCCCGCUCCCAAUACCGUCAUUCCCCCCUCCCAGCGCCUCGCCCACCACCUCCCACACUUCGCCGCCCUCGAACCGCAGCUCGUCCACGACAAGUUUGUCUGUGAACAAUCAUCAGCCGCAAGCACCGCAAACACAACAGUUAGGCCGACCACCGAGUUAUUCACCUGCUGGAGCUAA